This is a messenger RNA of Triplophysa rosa, 1114 nucleotides long. It is a transcript of the gene bag1, whose product is annotated as BCL2 associated athanogene 1. Gene Ontology annotation, cellular component: cytoplasm; cytosol; membrane. Gene Ontology annotation, molecular function: adenyl-nucleotide exchange factor activity; protein-folding chaperone binding. Gene Ontology annotation, biological process: protein stabilization. The transcript is spliced from 7 exons. The record is from RefSeq and is a predicted model, not a curated record. Bases 94 to 714 code for a protein of 206 amino acids. NCBI's taxonomy places the organism in Eukaryota, Metazoa, Chordata, Actinopteri, Cypriniformes, Nemacheilidae.
GUAGAUCAAUCAUGCGUAACAGCAACGAGAAAAGCGUGACGCACACAAACGCGUCACUUCCGGUUGCGAAGCGACAGCUAACAGCGUGAAGAUAUGUCGGACAACACAUUGACAGUGACAGUUGCUUAUGGCACGACCAAACACAGCAUCACUUUAACAGCACAAGAUGGACACGAACCAUCAUUAAAGGAUUUGUCCGAUGCUCUGACAGAGGCCACGGGAGUACCAACACCAUCCCAGAAAAUUAUAUUUAAAGGAAAAUCAUUGAAAGAGAUGGAGGAAUCUUUGUCCAGCUUUGGAGUAAAACAGGGCUGUAAACUAAUGAUGAUCGGAAAGAGGAACAGUCCCGAGGAGGAAGCAGAGCUUAAAAAGCUUAAAGACAUCGAAAAAUCUGUGGAACAAACAGCUAAAAAGCUUGAGAAAGUGGAUGGUGAACUUGCAGGACUUAAGAAUGGUUUUCUUGCAAAAGAGUUGCAAGUCGAGGCUCUUAACAAACUGGACCACAGGGUGAAAGUUGCUGCUGAGCAGUUCAUGAAGAUCCUAGAGGACAUAGAUGCUCUGGGCCUGCCUGAAAGCUUUAGCGAUUGCAAAACGAAGAAAAAAGGACUUGUGAAAUCCGUUCAAGGGUUCUUAGCUCAGUGUGACAAAAUUGAAGCUGGAAUAUCUGAUCACUUGGCCAAGAUUCAGACCAAAAAUUUAGCCUUAGCAGAGUGAACCUAAAAAAACCUGUAGACUGACAUCAUUAGUUACUGGAGCUGCUCUGUGAGCAACCGGAGGAAAAACCUCAUCCAGAACUUUGGCACUCCAACAGUUAACCAACAACACACCCUGUGACCUACACAUGCCUGCUAUAAAAGGAAGAACAAGGCAAUUUAUAAAAUGUAAUACAAUUUUUGUUCAUGUUAUGUUGGCAUUACUUAUAGCUGUGCCAGGUUAUUUGAUGAAUCAACUGCUUGGGCCAUCCUGAAUCAUCUCCCUCUUAGUUUUGUGAUGUAGCCUUGUGAGGUUUAUAAAUGUUUAAUCCAUAGUGUUUUUCAAUUGGAAAAGAAAUGAUGGUGCUGUAAAAUGUCCUUAUAAAGGAUCUAACCUAAUUAAAUUAUAUAAUUUGUCUUGA